Messenger RNA from Triticum dicoccoides, 2301 nucleotides. Its product is annotated as protein ENHANCED DOWNY MILDEW 2-like. The record is from RefSeq and is a predicted model, not a curated record. The transcript is spliced from 13 exons. NCBI's taxonomy places the organism in Eukaryota, Viridiplantae, Streptophyta, Magnoliopsida, Poales, Poaceae. Bases 179 to 1783 code for a protein of 534 amino acids.
UUUGCGCUAUGCUCGCACCCUUCCCCACCAUAUCCCGCCCCCCAGUGUCGUCGGCUGCGGUUCCUCCCCACCUCCUUCUGCGCUACGUGCUCUGCGCUCGGAAUCCAGAAGGGGAGACCUCCCUGUAGCUUGUGGUGACUCCAGUGAGACUCAGAUUUGUCUCUGCUAGAAUCUUGCAAUGACAAUUUUUGACGAUGAUGAUGAUGCGGAGCCACAACUGAAAGUCGUUGACAACUACUAUUUUGUGAAAGCCAAGAACGAGUUUGUUUGUUUCAGCACCUUGCCCCUUAAGUUUGAUGAAAAUGAUAAAGUCUCCGGGAAGGGUAUCUACUUGCGUCGAUAUUCCACAGAUGGCGCCCCUGCGGUAUACAAGCAGGUUGUAGCUUGGACAGUAGCACUUAACCGUGAGCAGCCAAAGAUCUCAGUGCUUUCAAGUGAGGGCUAUUGGAUAGAAUUGGAUCUAUUGAAACCACGAAAAAUCUAUUGGAAGUUUGCUCGAUCAGCAUUAACGACAGUUCAAAUGCUCCACUUUGUCAAAAGGCAACCCAGAAAACCGAUGAUAAGUCUUUCUGUUCACCUUCGUGAAGUAUUCAGUAAAUUUGAAACGGAAGAGAUGGAGAAUGCUUUAGGGAAACACCAUCACAUAAUCAAGCGAUGUGCAGAGAGGGAUCCUGCUUUAAUGAGGUCAAAGGUUCUGCAAAGCUUUAUCAAUGACACUUCUGGGAAAUACUUUGAGUGCAUAUUAAGGAGUCUGAGCACCAAGGAGUCAUUCAUUGUUGUUGCUGAGCCUCUUGCAAGUGGGGGUAAAGGCAAUUGCGAUACAGAUAGUGAUGGUAACAUAAUCGGCGAUGAUGGUGAUGGUACUGAGCCAAUAUGUGCAAUAUGUGACGAAGGAGGAGAAUUACUUAGCUGUAAAGGUCGAUGCAAGAGAGCCUUCCAUCCUACAAUAGAAGCUGGCAGAAAGUCUAAAUGUGUAACACUUGGUUACACUGCUGUACAAGUAAAGGAAAUGAAUAAGUUCAUAUGCGAAAACUGUAGAUAUGAACAACACCAAUGUUUCAAAUGUGGAGAACUCGACUCGUCUCAUGAGCCUAAUGCCAAGGUCUUUCAAUGUUGUAAACUGUUUUGUGGCCACUUCUACCACCCCAAGUGUGCUGCAGAAUUACUUCAGUCUGACAGUAAUGGAGCCUGUGAGUUGGAGAACAAGAUUGCAGCUGGGAUGCCAUUUCCAUGUCCUGUACAUUGGUGCUCCAGACCUGAUUGUAAAAAAAUGGAGGAAGGGACUGAAAGAGCAAUGUGGCUUGCUGGCUGCAGACGUUGUCCAAAGUCAUAUCACUUAGAUUGUUUGCCAAGGGAGAUAUGCUUUAAGUAUGGUAACAGGGGUAUACGUGCUUGGUUUCUAUCGGAAAGAAACCUAUCUAAAAGACUCAUCAUUUACUGCACAGACCAUGAGAUAGACCCAGCUAUGGGAACACCUUGCAGGGAUCAUAUAAAGUUCCCUGCUCUUGUAGAAAACAAAGGUCAUGGUUCAACAGAAUCCACAAAGUUUCAGCACUCUGAGGAUUAUGUAUGUUCACCUGGUCCUUCACAAAGAAAGGCAAACACUACAAAAGUAGAGGAAAUUAAAGAAAGGCUUGAAAAGAAGAGAAGGCUUCAGCACAACAAAGAGAUGGGUUCGAGAUUGUCUAUAGAAGGAAAUAAAAACAUCAAGAGAGAUUCAACAUAUGUUUUGUUGGGAUCAUCUCACAAGGCAUCUAGAGGAAACCAUUGUGUAGAAUUUUGAUGAUGGUCCUGAGGACUUUGAAGAUUCCGCCAAACCAGACAUGAAGGAGAGACCAAUACCAGAAGGAGUUUACAACGUCCAUGCAAGCUAAGGUGCCCUUGUCAACUACCUAUAGGGUUAAGACAUGUUGGUUAGCAUUCGAAGACAACUUUGAAGUUUUGAUUCAGACUUGCUUGAUAUUUCGUCCUCGAGCUAUGUUUAUGUUUAAGACUUUGCCAUAACGGCCCUACUUAUGUAGAAGUAUUUGGUAUGUAUGGAUGUAACUUGUGAUACCAAUUUGGUUGUAAUCAUCGACAAACUCGCUAUUGUAUGCAAAUGGGCAGUCCAGUCAGCUAGGUCGGGUCCCUAUACAUGCCUACUAAACCAGUUUGGUUUGACUGAAUGAUCAUGUCGGUUUCAAGCGAUUGUUUGGUGGCAUGAUUUGUUUUGCUAGUGUGUCGAUUUUGUCGUUGGCGAUUAGCAACAAUAAACAUGCUAACGAAUAAGGCAAUUUUUGUGGCUAAAUGCCAUUUUUGUUC